CCUCGAAUCACGUAAUCAAGAGAAAGGACUAUUUGAGCAUUCCGCCAUCUUAAUGUGUAACUUUAAUAUGCAUAUACAACAAGUUUUAAUAUAUUUCUUUGUGUUUAUUCUCGUUCUCGUUCGGGAUGGAAAAUGCAGUCAAUCAAAGGUGAAUAUUCCCGACCCUUGUCAAAGGGAAAACCAUCUGAGUAAGGAUAUACACACCAAUGUGGCGAAAAUAAUAGAAUUCUCUUCAAAAUUAAGAAGAAUCUCUGACACGUUGUACAAAGAACACAUGAACCUGACAGAUGCUUUGAUUAAAUUGGUUGGACUGCCAGCUUCAGAGGUGCCUAAAGUAUGUCAACAGGAUCCUUCUUUAAUAUUUCCACACCCCAAUGAGUGUCAACUGUACUACAACUGUUCCAUGACGUACAAUAAGGUCCCAGCUAACCUAGAACAACACUUGAUGGAGUGUCCGUACCCAGAAGUUUUCUCCACACGUUCUCUCAAAUGUGAAAAUUUUACAAGAGUAUGCUGUGACACAAGACAGGUCAUUAAGGAUAAAUGUGAUUAUAGAUCAUAUGUUGGAAGUAAAAGGACGUGUCAUAGGACAUAUCCAAGUUGUAAGAGAAAACAGGAUGGUUUACACCAGGGAUAUCAAGGUCCAAACUCAUACAUUGACUGUUUCCAAGAGCGUUUGAUUAACAAGGGGACUUGUAAGGAUGACAAACUUUGGGAUAUAUACAAAAUCCCCUACAACGGUAAGUGUACAAACCCUUUCGAGGUUCCUCACAAAGAUGGCGGAUUUCUAUCUAGUUGUGAGGGGAAAACGGAUGGGAACUACCGUUUUGAGCAUGACAGCUUGUACAUGGGACAAGGAGAUUACUUCGGAUUUGGUAGACAAUGUGAUGCGUUCUAUCGCUGCCAAGGGGGCGUGGCUACAGCUGUCAAAUGUCCGAAUGGAACUGUGUUUGAAUCGGAAAGUAGAAGUUGAAAGGCUGGUAAUCAAUCUAUAGAACUGGGAUGUCAGCUAUACUGUAACCCUACCUUUAAAAUGUGGAACGGGUUUCCAAAUAAUUUGGCUGAAUGUCCCUAUCCAGAACAGUUUUCUGACGUCACUCAUAAAUGUGAAAACUUCACCAAGGUCUCAUGUGGCUCUCGUCCUCAAGUCAAGGACUAUUGUAAGUAUUCAAUACC
Saccostrea cuccullata (small rock oyster) is the source of this 1176-nucleotide messenger RNA. Its product is annotated as chitin-binding domain protein cbd-1-like. The coding region runs from base 53 to 973 and encodes 306 amino acids. Gene Ontology annotation, cellular component: extracellular region. NCBI's taxonomy places the organism in Eukaryota, Metazoa, Mollusca, Bivalvia, Ostreida, Ostreidae. Gene Ontology annotation, molecular function: chitin binding. The record is from RefSeq and is a predicted model, not a curated record. The transcript has 3 exons.